Brassica oleracea var. oleracea is the source of this 696-nucleotide messenger RNA. Its product is annotated as 60S ribosomal protein L6, mitochondrial-like. Gene Ontology annotation, biological process: translation. The transcript has 2 exons. The record is from RefSeq and is a predicted model, not a curated record. NCBI's taxonomy places the organism in Eukaryota, Viridiplantae, Streptophyta, Magnoliopsida, Brassicales, Brassicaceae. Gene Ontology annotation, cellular component: ribosome. Gene Ontology annotation, molecular function: rRNA binding; structural constituent of ribosome. Bases 263 to 571 code for a protein of 102 amino acids.
AAAACACAGCUCUUAACCAGUGGGUUUUGUAAACUCGAGGUAGCAUAAACAGCGUGUCGUUUUAAACGGCUAAAAACAUCAACCUUUUUUAAUCUGCAUUUCAAAGAAACGAAAUCAAAAGCAGAAAAGGUUUAAGGCCGGAGGAGUUAGGGAGUGAUCUGGAUCCGCCGGCGAAGAAGUAGCACUGACCCAUUGGUCCUCUUUUCUUUUCGCCGGAAAACAAUAAAGACAGGUGAAGCAUUCUGUGUGGUAAGAAAGGAAGAUGGAAGCCAAGUUCUUUCGGUUCUUGAAGAUUGUUGGAGUUGGAUACAAAGCCCGAGCUGAGGAAGCAGGGCGUUUCUUGUACCUCAAGUUAGGUUACAGUCAUGAAGUGGAACUCGCGGUUCCUCCGGCGGUCCGGAUCUUCUGUUUCAAGAACAAUGUGGUUUGCUGCACAGGGAUCGACAAGGAUAGGGUACAUCAGUUUGCUGCAACUGUCCGGAGUUGCAAACCUCCUGAGGUUUAUAAGGGCAAAGGCAUAAUGUACAUUGACGAAGUCGUCAAGAAGAAGGUUGGAAAGAAGUCGAAAUGAUCUCUUCUUUUCUUUGUUUACUCUGUGGAGAACCUUGAUUGUUUGGUGAUAGCUUUGGGAUAUGCUUAUCAAUAAGUUUGACUUGGAUGUAUGAAACAUCAUUUUGUGGUUUAUGUUAAUUUUCA